AUGGAUAAUAGUGAGACAAGAACGCGUUGUCGGGAGAUACUGUCUAAAGUGUUUUUGGAACGGAUUGAGGGGCGGGAUGCUGAACGAUCGGCACAUUUAGGAAUGAUGUUAGAAGAAGAAAUUCAGAGAAGAUCUGAUAGUCCGAAUGAGUACAGUAAAUUGUUUCGAUCUAAGUACUUGAAUUUGAAAGAGGCAACUAAUAAGUGGUUAUGUGCGAGUGUUUAUAAUGGAGUGAUUGAUGCUGUUUCUUUCAUUAAGAUGUCUAGUGAGGAGAUGAAGUCGAAAGAGUUGAAAGAAUUGGAGGCCAAAAUACUAGAAAGGUCUAUUUUAGACUCAACUAUAGCUAAACAGGAGGCAGAAACGGAUAUCUUCUUUUGUAAUAAGUGCAAGCAAAGGAAGUGUACUUAUCGGCAAUUACAGACUCGUAGUGCUGAUGAACCAAUGACUACUUAUGUGCACUGUGUGGUUUGUGGUAAUAAUUGGAAGUUCUGCUAA
Molecule: messenger RNA, 495 nt
Organism: Nematocida homosporus
Lineage: Eukaryota; Fungi; Microsporidia
Product: transcription elongation factor S-II
Exons: 1
Coding region: 1-495 (164 amino acids)
Biological process (GO): DNA-templated transcription; transcription elongation by RNA polymerase II; transcription antitermination
Cellular component (GO): nucleus
Molecular function (GO): zinc ion binding; nucleic acid binding
Source: RefSeq, a predicted model, not a curated record